Molecule: messenger RNA, 3659 nt
Organism: Bolinopsis microptera
Lineage: Eukaryota; Metazoa; Ctenophora; Tentaculata; Lobata; Bolinopsidae
Product: tRNA (uracil-5-)-methyltransferase homolog A-like
Exons: 3
Coding region: 852-2585 (577 amino acids)
Biological process (GO): RNA processing
Molecular function (GO): RNA methyltransferase activity; RNA binding
Source: RefSeq, a predicted model, not a curated record
UUAAUAAUGGACGAAUGCUUUCACAAGACCAAGUGUGGACAACCAUUCCUUUUAUUAAAAGAUUCUGAGGACAAUGUAACUGUUGAGGCAUAUACUGGGAACAAUAAACUAUUUGGUGACCUUGAUCAGACUGUUCGAGAAUCUCACAAAAUCUCUGAUCAGGACUUAUGGAGUAUCCUGACGAAAGAUAGCACUAUCGACCAACAAUUCUUUUGGAAACUUGAUCACAAUCAAAAUAAAUUAACGUUGUUUCAAGAGUUAGGUCUUGAUGAGACCUCGACUAUACAAUGGGCUGUGUUUAAUCUGGAAAGAGAUGACCUGACAGUAGAAAGUGCUGUGGAACUUAUUAACAGGAUGAUGUCAGAGAUAUCUGAGACAAACAAGGCAUUAGUUGAUAGAGAUUGUGAAAUGAAGAUGCUUGGUGAUAGAUGUGAAGAAAUGCAGGCUGCCAUGAAUGAGCAUACUUCCAAAGCUGAUAUUAUGGAAUCAAACAUGUUUCAUCAUUUUACAGAGAUAUUAAAUUCUAAGAAGCGUAAGAUAAGACACCUUAACCAAUUGAUGGGACCUCCAAAGAGUCAGAUGGUGUUUCAAGCUGACUGAUAAUUCAGUCUCAAUAUUUGUGUACAGAAUCUGUAAAAAUUGUUUAUUUUCAUUAUCUGAAUUCGAAUAGUUGUUACUUGCACAGCUUAGGUAUUUGAUAAAUCAUAAUUUCUUUUCAAUGUAAUACAUGCAUAUUAUAUAUAUAUUUUCAAAUAACUCUAAGCUGAAUCUUAGCAUGUUAUGAGAAGUUCUUGGGUGCAUGAUGAUUGUUUGAUAGACAGUCUUUUAGUAACAAUAAAUGAUUUUAGGUUAUGAGUGCACAAGAAUGCUACGAGGAACCUGCACUGAAAAAACAGAAGCUAGAUCCUGAGAUUUCUGUCCAAGAGUCAAAAAAUGAGAAAAGUGAGAUACCUGUUAACAUUGCAAGCUCAGAAGAUCAUCCAAAACCUGUCACUCAGACUUUAACAGAUGCUGAACCUGAUAAAUGUACGCUAGAUCCUUUAGCAUACACAAAGACUGAGCAUUUUACUUCAGAAAUUUUCAAAAUUUGCAUGGAAAAUAUUCCCAAAUAUGCAAAUGCACCAGAUGUCAGAAAAUUUUUGAAAAAACAUGAUCUGGAAGCUGUUAAAGUAAAGAGGCCGUUUAAAACAUCAUAUGCAUAUGUGACCUUUCGUGAUGAAGCAACUAGGCAAAAGGCACUUGAAAAACUACAAAAUGUGCAGUGGAAGAAAAAUUCAUUAAAAGUUGAUAUUGCCAAACCUGAUGAGAACCCUUUUGCUCGUAAUGAGGCACGUGGAGAGAAAAGAUUACAAGACUUUCGCUCUGUAAGAGAAAAAACUGCUCCACUUUACGAAAUGACGCUCAGCGAGCAGUUAGAGUUGAAGUUAGGAGAAAUACAAGGAGUUUUAGAUAAUUACAAAAAGUUGCUAAAGCGGUCGUGGCAGGCUGGGUUCCCUGAAGAACACUACAGAUUUAAAAUAACGGAAAUAAAACAAUCUCCUGUUCUAACAGGAUACAGAAACAAAUGUGAAUUUACUAUAGGUAAAAACACAGAAACCAAUGAUGAAAACUGUAUUGGUUUUGUGAAAGGAUCAUACAGCCACGGUAACAUAUCAGUCCAGUCUCCUGAUGAAUGCAAGGAAACGUGUUCUGAGCUUAUGAUCGCGGAGGUAAAAAAGUUCAAAGAUUUUCUUUCUACAUCCAAAUUCCCCACAUAUAACAACAUUUCCAACACUGGUGUGUGGAAGGCAUUACAAAUCCGUACCACAGAGCAACAAGACAUCAUGAUAACACCUGUUGUAGACAAAAGAUCGUUAGACCCUGAGAUGUUAAAGGAUUUGAAGUUGUCUGUUAUCGAAUUCUAUUCCGAUAGACAAAAGUGCUCAGUUUUCCUCAAACUGGUGGGUGGCAAAGAAGAAGUUGUUCACCUCAGUGGACCAGAUCACAUGUUGGAGAAACUGUGUGGUUACGACUUUCAAAUAACAUCAGGCUCCUUCUUCCAAGUGAACACAUCAGGAGCGGAGGUGCUGUACAAGACAAUCAGAGAAACUGCUGAGCUGGAUGACAAGACCAUCUUAUUGGAUGUGUGCUGUGGAACAGGGACUAUUGGGAUUAUUCUGUCAAAGUACGUCAAACGUGUACAUGGCAUUGAAAUAGUUGAGUCUGCUGUUGAGGAUGCCAAGAAAAAUGCAGAGAGAAACAAAAUCAACAACAUUGCGUUUUAUGCAGGCAAUGCUAAGUCAGCUGUACCAAGGGUUGUGAACAACAUCAUAAAGUCACCAGAAACAAGGAUUGUAGCAAUUGUUGAUCCCCCGCGUAACGGAGUCCACGCUGACGUUAUUGCUUGCUUGAGGAAAAACGAAAUGAUCUCAGAGAUUGUGUAUGUGUCUUGUGACAUAAAACAAAUCUCAGACAACAUUGUCAAUCUGUGUUCACCAACUUCUAAUAGAUACCUAGGUGAUCCGUUCAGGUUUGUUAGUUGUGUGGCAGUUGAUCUCUUCCCUCACACCAAACGUUUUGAGGUUGUAUUUCAUUUAAAACGAUAGCACAUAUUAUCAUCUUAUCAAGUGUGACUUUUUGAAUUUUUAGGGGGUCGUAAAUUAUUGAAUAUGGUAUCUUUUUAUAACUUAUUAUUUUAUGAAGACGGAUUAUAAAUUUCAAGCCCUGUUUCAUUAAUCAUUAUAAAGUCAAGAAAUUUUCGUAAUUGAAAACCUGAAAUGAUGUUCUGCAAAUCAUGAUAUGUUAGCAACCACCUUACUAAGUUAUAAUAUUUCACUUCUGAAGAAUUGUCUCUGAUUAUCCAGGUACUUGAACUUAUGCAUAUCAAAUGUCAGAACCUUGUGCAAUAAUACUGAUAAACGGUAAAAGGAAAUGUGGGAAGGACUAUCUCGCCUUAGAAUUAGUGGAGAACCUGGGCCCUGCUGUGUGCGAAACACUCCACCUCUCCACAGAGAUUAAGAGAGAAUACGCACAACUCAACAACCUCGACUUUUCACUCCUCCUCACUGACUCCCCCUACAAGGACGUGUACAGGAAAGAGAUGAUAGCGCUUGGUGAAGCGCGGCGCGGCGCAGACCCCGGCCAUUACUGCCGGCUAGCUACAGAGCACGGCUCCAAGCAGUGUUGGGUAGUAGUGGACAAUCGCAGGGAAACUGAUAUCGAGUAUUUCAAACAGCAAUAUCCGGGGAAGUGUAUAGUAGUGAGAGUUACUGCUUCAGAGGAGAUUAGGAGGAAAAGAGGGUGGAGUUGGAAGAGUGGUGUUGAUGACGCGGAGUCAGAGUGUGGGCUUGAUAAACACGUACCUGAUAUUCCUGUGUGUAAUAAUGGGGACAUAUUAUCUGAUGGCUUCUUAGAAAGUGUGGAGCUUGUGGUUAGAUGGGUUAAGGAGAGGUUAACCAUUUGAGUUUUUAACUGAAUUACCGUAUCUUUAAAACUGCUAUCGUGAACAAUACUGUUAUUGACUUUUCUUCCAUAUCAAAUUCUAUGUCGACCGUACCUGUUUUUAACGUUAUGUUAACCGAGGCAUUCAUUCUUUCAUUAUUUUAAUAAUCAUUAAAUUAUAACUACUGUUCAUGAGAUCAUAUUUUUUUAGUAACCGUAAAACCCUUAUUUAAUUUAAA